AGGCAGGGCCUAUCAAUUUCAAGGCUACAGAACCUUAUCUCAGGAAAAAACAGAGCGUAGCAUAUGGUUAGACACAGACGAUUAUCGACUUAGCAUAUAGAACCCUAUUCAUCUGAUACGCAGUACUAAAGCUUUCAACAACAUAACUAUGGCAGCCCUCAGUUACCAUUUUCAAUUCACACUUCACAAGAGUUCCAAAAAUGUCAAAGUUAAGCCUUUUAUCUGCUGUUCAACUCAGCCUCCUCAGAACAAUAUCAAGGUAGUUAUAAAUGGAGCAGCAAAAGAAAUAGGAAUGGCCGCAGUCGUUGCAGUGACUAAAGCCAGAGGAAUGGAGGUGGCAGGUGCAGUGGAUACCCAUUUUGUAGGGGAAGAUAUUGGAAAGCUCUGUAACAUGGAAGAGCCACUGGAAAUACCCAUAAUAAAUGACCUCACUAUGGUUUUAGGUUCAAUAUCUCAGGCAAAAGAGACAGGAGUUGUCAUUGAUUUCACUGAUCCUACCACAGUUUAUGACAAUGUGAAACAGGCAACAGCAUUUGGCAUGAAGAGUGUUGUCUAUGUGCCUCGGAUUAAACCAGACACAAUUGCUGCACUUUCUGCACUAUGUGAGAAGGCCAGCAUGGGUUGUCUGAUUGCACCAACACUAUCCAUAGGAUCUAUACUCCUCCAGCAGGCUGCCAUCUCAGCUUCUUUCCACUACAACAAUGUAGAAAUCGUGGAAUCAAGGUCACAUGCAACAGAUCUUCCAUCACCAGAUGCACACCAAAUUGCAAAGAACCUCUCCAAUCUGGGCCAGCUCUAUAAUAGAGAAGAUCUAUCAACAGAUGUUCUGGCAAGAGGCCAAGUUCUGGGAGAAGAUGGCGUCAGGGUGCAUAGCUUAGUCCUACCUGGGAUUCCCUCCAGCACAACAGUUCACUUCUCUGGCCCAGGAGAGGUUUACUCUAUCAAACAUGAUAUUACAGAUGUGCAAUGCCUCAUGCCUGGUCUCCUCUUGGCCAUUAGAAAGGUCAUCCGUCUUAAGGUAACCAAUUUUGCCACAUUUUUUCUCCUUCUUGAUGCUUUUUUGCUUCAGGAUUCAGCACUCUAUCUUGAAGUAAAAUCAUUCGUUUUGUCUUUUGUCAUUUGCGGCAGAAUCUGGUGUAUGGUCUGGAAAAAUUUUUGUAAGAAGCCAAGUGUUCUUGAACUGGGGUGUGGAACAUAAUCAUCAGCAUGAUCAGAUUAAAUGAAGAAAGCACAUACUCCUGCAGAUAAAUAGUCGACAAAAGGAAGUUUCAAGUGGCAAAUCAGUUAAGGAAAAGGAAGAUUUUGUCAACUUCUCAUUUAUUAAUGCAAUUAAUUAAAUGAACCUAUGGAAGAAUUCAAAGUUUUGGAGUUUGAUUUUUCUGGAUAUAUACAUGUGGAGGACUUUCAAAACACGUGCUAGCCCACAUUUCCUUUCGUAGAAUUGCAGAAUAAUCUGAAGAAAGCUAUAUCCAACCUGCAGUAAUCAAACCAAUUUUUUUGCAGUUUAAAUUUCGUAGUUGCUUAAACUUCAGACUCAACUCCAACUCUUAUUCGGCAGGGUUAUUACGAUGAAAUUAGGAUCUAAUCUGAACCUAUUCCUACUUAGUAAGACAUCUGCAUUUCUCUAUUCAGGAAUAAAUCGUUUGAUUUUUGCU
Messenger RNA from Manihot esculenta (cassava), 1655 nucleotides. Its product is annotated as dihydrodipicolinate reductase-like protein CRR1, chloroplastic. NCBI's taxonomy places the organism in Eukaryota, Viridiplantae, Streptophyta, Magnoliopsida, Malpighiales, Euphorbiaceae. Bases 149 to 1198 code for a protein of 349 amino acids. Gene Ontology annotation, cellular component: chloroplast stroma. Gene Ontology annotation, molecular function: 4-hydroxy-tetrahydrodipicolinate reductase activity. The record is from RefSeq and is a predicted model, not a curated record. The transcript is spliced from 9 exons.